Messenger RNA from Acanthosepion pharaonis, 1566 nucleotides. The record is from the annotation of a GenBank genome assembly. NCBI's taxonomy places the organism in Eukaryota, Metazoa, Mollusca, Cephalopoda, Sepiida, Sepiidae.
AUGCCAGCUAACAAAUCCAGUAGUCGAAGCAAAGGGCAUCUAUUUUUUAUAUUUCGAGAAACGAAGAAAUGGAUAUAUCCGAAUUGCUCAUUCGGAUAUAUCCAUUUCUUCGUUUAUAUCAAUCACUCUAUAUCGAUUUCUCUUUUUUUUUCUUAUACAACUGUGUUCAAGGUGAUUAAUCUUUCCACACCAAACAUAUAUCCCCUUCCCUUGUUCCACCUCCAUCUCACCUGCCUGUCUAUCUAUCUGUCUAUCUAUCUAUCUAUCUAUCUAUCUAUCUAUCUAUCUAUCUAUCUAUCUGUCUGUCGCAGUUUCUUCAUUUCUCUGUCAUUUGUCUAUCUGUCUGUUUCAGUUUGUACUGAAGUACUAUUUCUUUCUAUCUAUCUAUCUAUCUAUCUAUCUAUCUAUCUAUCUAUAUUAGUCUGUUCAUAUCUAUCUAUCUAUCUAUCUAUCUGUAUUAUCUGUUCAUAUCUAUCUAUCUAUCUAUUUAUCUAUCUAUCUAUCUAUAUUAGUCUGUUCAUAUCUAUCUAUCUAUCUAUCUAUCUAUAUUAUCUGUUCAUAUCUAUCUAUCUAUCUAUCUAUCUAUCUAUCUAUCUUAGUCUGUUCAUAUCUAUCUAUCUAUCUAUCUAUCUAUCUAUCUAUCUAUAUUAUCUGUUCAUAUCUAUCUAUAUAUUAGUCUGUUCAUAUCUAUCUAUCUAUAUUAGUCUGUUCAUAUCUAUCUAUCUAUCUAUCUAUCUAUCUUUCUAUCUAUCUUUCUAUCUAUCUAUCUAUCUAUCUAUCUUAGUCUGUUCAUAUCUAUCUAUCUAUCUAUCUAUCUAUCUAUCUAUCUAUCUAUCUAUCUAUCAUCUGUUCAUAUCUAUCUAUCUAUCUAUCUAUCUAUCUAUCCUUUUUUUUAAUUGUCUACCGCAGUUUCUUCUUAUCUAUCUAUCUAUCUAUCUAUCUUAUUUCUUCUUAUCUAUCUAUCUAUCUAUCUAUCUAUCUAUCUAUCUAUCUAUCUUAGUCUGUUCAUAUCUAUCUAUCUAUCUAUCUAUCUAUCUAUCUAUCUAUCUUAGUCUGUUCAUAUCUAUCUAUCUAUCUAUCUAUCUAUCUAUCUAUCUAUCUAUCCUUUUUUUUGAUUGUCUACCGCAGUUUCUUCUUAUCUAUCUAUCUAUCUAUCUAUCUAUCUAUCUAUCUAUCUAUCUGUCACAUUUGUACUCAUCUAUCUAUCUCUCUAUCUAUCUAUCAAUCAACUUCUUCAUUUCUCUGUCAUUUGUCAAUCUAUCUCAGUUUCUUUCUUUCUUUCAAUCUAUGUAUCUAUGUAUCUUUGUACUUAUCUAUCUAUCUAUCUAUCUAUCUAUCUAUCUAUCUAUCUAUCUUCUUCAUUUCUCUGUCAUUUGUCAAUCUAUCUCAGUUUCUUUCUAUCUAUCUAUCUAUCUAUCUAUCUAUCUAUCUAUCUAUCUAUCUAUCUGUAACAUCUUAAUUCUUUAUUUCUUUCUUUUUCUUUCUUUUCUCCCAUCUAUCUAUCUAUCUAUCUAUCUAUCUAUCUAUCUAUCUAUCUAUCUUUUAAUAUCUGUUUCUUCCUGUUGA